UUUGCAGCCCUAUCAGUGUCCGCAGCGGCGGUCCUCAGGCAGGCACAUGACUCCAAAACCCUCAGUCAAGCAACCGAUUACACAAAUGCUGAGUUCAAGGCACAUGUAACGCACAGCUCCGGUUCCCUUGAUGACCGGCCUGACCAGCCGACUGCAAAGGCCAGUGUUUCUCUCUCUCUCUCUUUAACUUCUCAGAAGUGCGACUGCUGCCUCACUGCCCGAACCUACAGGUCAGCCAUGCAUCUCACUCAACAGGACCAAAAGCUUGACACUGUGUUGAGAAACCAGGGCGCAACAGAAUCAUCUUUCGAAUUUUCAGAUGGCAGUCAUGAGCCUGAAAAGAUCGUCAUUGCUGACCCCCACGCCGACAGUCUGGAAGAAGAUCUGGACUCGAGGACUGAAGGCAACCUUAUCUACUCUAUCAACGAUCGCCCACCCUGGUACCUCUGCAUUCUUCUGGGUUUCCAGCAUUACAUACUGGCGUUCGGAGGCAUCCUGGCAAUUCCUCUUAUCCUAGCUGAGCCGUUGUGCAUAAAAGAGAACAACGCUGCCAAAAGUCAGCUCAUCUCUACCAUCUUCUUCGUCUCGGGCAUGUGCACUUUGCUACAGACCACGCUCGGGACCAGGUUGCCGAUCCUCCAAGGUGGGACGUUCACCUUCAUCACCCCGACCUUGGCUAUCCUCGCCCUUCCCAAAUGGAAAUGCCCAGACACGAGUGCCACACCUCAACCCAACGCCACAGAUUCUGCAGCACUCCUCGUGGAUGACGAUGAGGUGUGGAAAGUCCGCAUCCGCGAGAUCCAAGGGGCCAUACUAGUGGCCUCAAUGCUUCAGCUUCUCCUAGGCCUGUCAGGUCUUGUGGGCCUAGUGCUAAGGUUCAUCGGGCCUCUGGCCAUUGCUCCCACCAUCAACCUCAUCGGACUGUCACUUUUCAUCCAGGCGGGGCAGAAGUCAGGAGCCCACUGGGGAAUUGCUGCUUUAACUGUUUGCCUGAUCCUUCUCUUCUCCCAGUAUUUGAGCAAAGUUAACCUUCCUCUCAUUGCUUAUAAGGACAAGAAAUGGAAAGUCUUCCAGUACCCACUCUUCAGACUCUUUUCUGCGUUAUUUGGGAUGUGUGGAGCUUGGCUUGUGUGCUUCUUGCUGACAUUUUUCAACGCCCUGCCCUCAUCACCCAACGAGUACGGCUACAUGGCCAGGACAGACAUCAAUCUUGAUGCGGUAAAAAGUGCUGCAUGGUUCUACGUGCCCUAUCCAGGACAGUGGGGUUUACCGACUGUGAGCGUUUCGUCCGUGCUGGGCAUGAUGGCUGGAGUGCUGGCUUCAACAAUGGAGUCCAUUGGAGACUAUUAUGCGUGCGCUCGUCUCUCUGGAGCGCCUCCACCGCCCACACAUGCUAUUAACCGUGGCAUUGCGGUGGAAGGCGUGGGCUGCAUCUUGGCUGCCCUGUGGGGUAGUGGUAAUGGCACCACAUCCUACAGUCAGAACAUCGCUGCUCUGGGAAUUACAAGGGUUGGCAGCAGAUUGGUACUUCAGACCACCGGGCUUCUUAUGAUCAUCUUGGGACUCUUCGGUAAAUUCAGCGCUGUCUUUAUAACUAUUCCAGACCCGGUCAUUGGUGGAAUGUUCCUCGUCAUGUUCGGGAUGGUAGCAGCGGUGGGAAUUUCCAAUCUUCAGUAUGUGGAUUUGAACUCUUCCAGGAAUCUCUUGAUUCUUGGCUUCUCAACCUUCAGUGGUCUUGUGCUCCCAACCUGGUUUCACUCGAACCCAGGCAUGAUCAACACAGGCAUAAAAGAGCUGGAUCAGCUCAUAAUGAUUCUCUUCACUACACACAUGUUCAUCGGUGGAUUCUUUGGGUUUGUUUUGGACAACACAAUACCAGGAACAGAAAGAGAGAGAGGAAUAAAGAGCUGGAGGAAAGCAGUUCACGAAGGCUCUCAAAUACACGUCAGCGAUCACUCUUGUUACAAUCUGCCUUUCUGCACAAACUUUAUUCAGAGGUUUAAAGUGCUCCACUAUCUCCCGUUUCUCCCGUCAGUUAAGUCACAGGAAUUGGGAACACAUCUGUAGUGCCGGAGCUUCCUGUGGUGAGGCUUGAUUUUUGAAUGGCACAUUCCAGGCAAGAGGUGAGCAACGUUCAGGCCCGGCUCCAGAGUUAAACCGAUCAGAAUAACCACAGAACUGCCCUGGGUUUCCAUUCGAAAUCAACAACUGUGAACAUUUUCAGCUGUUUUGGGAUUAUUAGAGUACAUGAGGAUUCCUCAAAAACUCCAGCUAAACUUCACUGUGAACAUGGUGAAUUUUAACCGUAAAAUUGAAGUUAGAUUUUUCAAAUGACUACUUAAACAAACAACAAUUGAAAAUCUUGUUUAAUUUGUGCGAGUUCUUACCUGAUCAGUGAGUGCAGAGAGUGACGAAGUCCCACACUAAGAGUUAGAUUUUCAAAAGUUCAUAAUACUGAUAAUAAAUCAAAAUGAACCCUUUUGCGUCAAUGAAAUCCAGUUGUGCUUGCAGGUAAAAUAACAUGUCACCUCAGGACUGCUGCGUAUUUGCUCUAAUCUAGAGUUCACAGGUACCGCUGGCAUAAACGUAGCCGUUGUCAUGACAAUCAUUGCGCACAUUUUGUGAAACAACCUGUUUGUCUUUUCAUGUCAGCUUUGCUGGCACACUUAUAUAACAGAAUUCUUUUUUUCCGUUUUACUUGCUGUUGUUGAUAUAUGAAAUAUCAAAGCAUUAAUAUCAUUCAUACUGUCUAACAAUUUGAUAUUUGAGCUGGGCCUGGUGCCAUGUCAGUUUUUCUUUGUGCCAUUAAUUAAAUUUAGUAAAUUGAAUACAGAAAUGCAGUACUACACAAGAAAUGUCAUGUCAGUUCUGUGAGAACUGCACACAAGGCGUCUGAAAUCCAUGUUCUUUGAACACAUUCCAAUUUUGAUUAAUUCUUAAGUAAUUAUAGCAAUGUGAAUCAAUUUUUAGAUGUAUUUUAUAUUAGUCUUGUGAUUUUGUGCACGAUAUUUAUUAAACAUAAAUCAUUAAAUACAUGCGUGCGUAAAAACAGACCUAUCACAUUUCGGCAAGAUUUCUUUAAUGCUACCUCUACAAAAACCCAAAAAUAUUUGAUUUAAAAAAAUCCUUGCCAAAGAGAGGACGCUCUGAGAUGAUGCUGUCCUCAAAUGCAAAUUUAACUAUUAUUUUGCACACUUGUCCAUUUAAAUGACUGUAUCCCGAAAAUAGACAAAAGCAACAAUUCCUUUCAAGCUGAAUUUUUAGAUCAAAGACAAAAAGGCCUGUGAAUAAAUAAAUCAAAUUGUGUUCAUCUUCCUUGAAAUGCAGGAUGCGGUUCAUGUUUACAUUUGUACCCAAAUAAAUAUGUUAAUGACU
Messenger RNA from Labeo rohita (rohu), 3375 nucleotides. Its product is annotated as solute carrier family 23 member 2. Gene Ontology annotation, cellular component: membrane. The transcript has 12 exons. The record is from RefSeq and is a predicted model, not a curated record. Gene Ontology annotation, biological process: transmembrane transport. Lineage: Eukaryota; Metazoa; Chordata; Actinopteri; Cypriniformes; Cyprinidae. Gene Ontology annotation, molecular function: transmembrane transporter activity. Bases 238 to 2067 code for a protein of 609 amino acids.